AUGUAUGUUUAUAUAUGCGUGUGUGUGCAAAUAACGGACGCAAUAAGAAUUGAAAAACGAAUAAAUCUGCGCUUACGUGAACUGCUAAAUUUGACAACAGCAACGGAAUCGUGGGAUGGCUCGGUAGUGGAUUUAGCUGCCACACUGGCUAUUCAGUUUUCCUACUACUUCGCUCCACCUUCCGAACGAAUGCAGAAUUUAAAAAGAUGCUAUUCAACAUUAUGCCGAAUAAUGGACGCUCAUCCACAGAAACAGUGCACUAAAAAGUAUUUGGAACUACUGCAAAUGCACCUGAAGAACAAUCCUUGUGAUCCGGCACGAGCGCUCAUUGAAGCAUCGGCGGUGGCGCAUCAAAAGUGUCCUACUGACAUCUCAAUUUUGAAGACCUAUAUAGAUGCGAAUGCAUUUGGAACACGUGUCGUUCACCUGCGAAAACUGCUUCAAAGUAACGUUAAAGAUGAGCGUGUAGCAUGUUGCCGCGCAUAUGGUUCCGUUUAUCUUGAACUUCUAUUGCAUCGAAUAAUGCUGGAGAAGACUGAAGUUUAUUCGGCCGAAUUGCAUCGACUCAGAGCGGCUGUGAAGAACGCAAGCGAAUCUGUCGGCCAUCGUGAUGAUACGUUCUGGCGCCUACUGCUUCUUGUUGAAAAUGAUAGGAAAGACGCACGUCGCGCCAGUGAGGCAUUCUACCUGGCAUAUGCUGAUUUCCCUUGGUCCAAAGCGCUUAUCAUGGAUUACAAGGACGUGAAAGCCGGCGAGCACGAGAAGUUGUUGGAUGCUUUGGCAGAAAAGAAGUUACGAAUUCGAUGUGAACAUGAAGAAAUCGCUAUGCUGGUGCACUAG
Gongylonema pulchrum is the source of this 840-nucleotide messenger RNA. Lineage: Eukaryota; Metazoa; Nematoda; Chromadorea; Rhabditida; Gongylonematidae. The record is from the annotation of a GenBank genome assembly.